Messenger RNA from Westerdykella ornata, 819 nucleotides. RefSeq lists its product as uncharacterized. Bases 1 to 819 code for a protein of 272 amino acids. NCBI's taxonomy places the organism in Eukaryota, Fungi, Ascomycota, Dothideomycetes, Pleosporales, Sporormiaceae. The transcript is spliced from 3 exons. The record is from RefSeq and is a predicted model, not a curated record.
AUGCAUCUCCAUCGCAGGCAGAAUGACGCCAAAGUCUCCUCCACAGCAUCUGCCAACGCUCCCAAGUCCUCCAUCGCAACGGAUCCCAAUGCCACCCCUUCCGACUUCAAGGUCCCGACCCCUUUUGACACGGCUUUAUCGAACAACUACACCGCGUCCUGCGCCGCCUUUUUCCGCACGUUUCUUACCAACAAGGACUUUUCAGAAUGCCAUCCGUUUUCCUUGAUGCUGCAGACCUCAAGCGGCUUUUUCGAUGCGUCCAAAUCCUUCGUGCGAAUAACCCAGACAUUGGAGGCGACUUGUCGAGUGGACAUGACAAAAUGCACAGACACCAUGAAUCACCUCGCGCGGGAACUGAUAGGAGAUAACAAUUGUGCUGUGGACUAUGCGAACGACAAUCCGCAGGUGAUACAGGCUUAUAAUGGCCUGAUAGCCUAUGAGCCACUGUACCAGGCAAGUUGCCUGAAGGAUGAUGCAGGAAGCUAUUGCUAUGCCAAUGCUGUGACGAAUAGAUCCGCCAUCACCGAUCCCUAUCCAUAUUACUUACCGCUCGGCGUACCAUUACCUGGCGGCACGAGAGCAACCUGUAACUCCUGUCUCCAGGACGUCAUGGCCAUCUUCUCGUCCUUUGCCGGGAAUACAACGCAGCCGAUCAGUCAAACUUAUAACGGAGCCGCUCAGCAGAUCGGAAUCGCCUGCGGGACCGGGUUCGUGAAUCAGACCGCAACACCGCUCAAAGCAGCAGCCGCAACCAUGACGAUUUCGAUGACACCGGCCAUCACCGUAGUAUUUAUGCUUCUGCUAGGUUUCUUCGUAUGA